GACCCUUCCGUUUUUUUAAAGCAAAAUAUGCGCGAGAACAAAGAGAAGCAGGCUCUGGGUGACCUGAUGAUCAAGCCCGUCCAGAGGAUCCCUCGAUAUGAGCUUCUGGUCAAGGACCUUCUGAAGCACACCCCAGAUGACCACCCAGACCACUCCUUCCUGCUGGACGCCCAGAGGGACAUCAAGCGGCUGGCAGAGAAGAUUAAUAAAGGACGUCGCUCUGCUGAAGAGGCGGAGAGGGAGGCCAGGGUCAUUCAGGAGAUUGAGGCGCAUAUCGAGGGAGUGGAACAU
Hippocampus comes (tiger tail seahorse) is the source of this 291-nucleotide messenger RNA. RefSeq names its product rho guanine nucleotide exchange factor 17-like. The transcript has 2 exons. The record is from RefSeq and is a predicted model, not a curated record. The annotation marks the transcript as partial. Gene Ontology annotation, molecular function: guanyl-nucleotide exchange factor activity. Gene Ontology annotation, biological process: actin cytoskeleton organization. NCBI's taxonomy places the organism in Eukaryota, Metazoa, Chordata, Actinopteri, Syngnathiformes, Syngnathidae.